Molecule: messenger RNA, 1365 nt
Organism: Anopheles maculipalpis
Lineage: Eukaryota; Metazoa; Arthropoda; Insecta; Diptera; Culicidae
Gene: Nthl1
Product: endonuclease III-like protein 1
Exons: 3
Coding region: 10-1365 (451 amino acids)
Biological process (GO): nucleotide-excision repair; base-excision repair; base-excision repair, AP site formation
Cellular component (GO): nucleus
Molecular function (GO): oxidized pyrimidine nucleobase lesion DNA N-glycosylase activity; DNA binding; DNA-(apurinic or apyrimidinic site) endonuclease activity
Source: RefSeq, a predicted model, not a curated record
ACUCGUUUGAUGCGUAUUGUUUGUUACGGGUUUAACCGCAUACUGGUUAGAGCAAUGGAAACGAAAUCGCCUUAUUUUUCACCGAAGAAAACAAGAAAUUUCACCAAAAAGGCGGGCCUAAGCCUUCUGCAGAAGGUUACUCAACCAAAUAAACCGACAGACAGCAAUUCUACCGAAAAAAAGGACGUACGCCUUGCCAAGGUUAAAGCCCAAAGCAGCACCCAUGUGACUAAAGCUAAAACAAAAACCGGUAAAAAACGUGUUUAUAAUAUUCGGGUCGAUGGUGCUUCUGUAGCGAAUGACACUAUAAAGGAGGAACCGGGUGAAAUCAAUGUAACCCCCCAAACGCUUAGUGAAGCAACCAGUUCGCUCAAGACGCCAGAAAAACGGCGUACGCAGAACGUCAAAAAGGAUACAGCCGUUCUCGAUAAUCGUGAAGCAGGUGUAUCGUCCGUUGACGUAAAAAUUAAACUUGAGCCACCGGAAGAAGCAGAAAUCAUUUGCCAACCCAUUUGCGAGAAAACACCUGCUAAGCAGGAACCGGUCGAUUAUUUAUCUCCUGUUAAGCGAGAGAUUCCAGACAAUAAUGAUGAUUCAACUGGAAUCGUAAAAGAGGCAAAGUGGGAACCAAACAAUUGGCGUCAGAUGAUGGACAAUAUUCGUGAAAUGCGCCGAUUGAAUCCUGCCCCGGUCGAUACGAUGGGAUGUGAUCAGUUUACGCAGGAUAGCGGAACCAUACUGCCGGACCGUCUUAAACGCUACCAUUGCCUGGUAUCGUUAAUGUUGUCGAGUCAAACGAAGGAUCAAGCAAACCAUGAAUGCAUGCUGCGCUUAAAGAAACAUGGCCUUACACCAGAAUCAAUCGUUGCCACAGAUAGCGCCGAAUUGCAGAAACUCAUCUACCCGGUCGGAUUUUAUAAGAACAAGACCCGCUUCAUCAAGGAAAUGUCCCAAAUUCUAAUUGACCAGUACGGUGGGGACAUUCCGAAUACCAUCGAAGGUUUGCUGAAGCUGCCGGGCGUCGGUAAAAAGAUGGCUCAUCUUUGCAUGCGUUCAGCCUGGAACAUUGUCACUGGAAUCGGAGUUGACACGCACGUGCACCGCAUAGCCAACUGGUUGCAGUGGGUACCGAAGGAAACAAAGAACCCCGAAGAAACGCGCCAAGCAUUGGAGAAAUGGUUACCGUACGAACUGUGGGAUGAGGUAAACCAUAUGAUGGUAGGUUUUGGACAAACAAUCUGUACUUCGCGUUUUCCCCGCUGUAAUGAUUGUUUGAAUGCUUCCAUUUGUCCGGCACUUGGCAAACAACCUAUCCGAAACACACCGAUAAAGAAGGAGGUAAAGAUGGAAGAUUUAGAAUUUUAA